UUGUCGUUACUCAAUUGGACAGGUGUCCCGGCAAAGAAUCCCGAGCAGACCAAAGUCUUCAAACGUCAGAUGAUUUAGAUCAUAACAGAGGAACCUGUUCUCUCCGUUUCAGUUCUUCGAGGAACACCGACGAAUUUCAUAACUCCGUACUCUUCGUUGCUUUGCUUGAUGGAGAAUUCACAAGAAUUAUGCAGCACAGAGGGAGAUGGGGAUGGACGGAAGGCGGUGCCUUCCACUUCUUACACCGCCGCAUCCUGCGGCGCUGCGUAUCGGUUGUUUGGCCGUCAAGAGUCAGUGCACAAUUGCUUGGGCGGCGGUCGAGCUGCUGAUAUUUUGUUGUGGAAGCGGGGGCGUGUUUCCUUUGGCACUAUCAUUGUUGCUACAGUUUCCUGGCUUGUGUUCGAGCGGUCUGGACUAUCAUUCUUAUCAAUUUGUGCAGAUGUCUUGCUGAUUUUGGUUGUACUCUUAUUCCUUUGUGCCAACUAUGCUGAUUUCAGAAAUAAACAACUGCAAACAUUACCGGAGCUAGUUGUAUCAGAGGAAAUGGUUCAUAAUGUUGCAGCGUCGUUCCGUGUUAAAAUCAACAAUGUGCUGCUUAUGGCUCAUGACAUCACUCUUGGCAAAGACUUUAGACUAUUCUUCAAGGUGGUGGUUUGUUUGUGGCUCUUGUCCGUCAUUGGCAGCUUUUUCUCCUUCUUUACGCUUGCCUAUAUCGGUUCAAUCUUGUCGAUAACACUUCCAGCCUUAUACAGCAAAUAUGAAGAGACCGUGGAUAGGUGUUGCGGAAAGAUCCACCGGCAGUUUUCAAAGCAUUAUAAAAUAGUGGAUGAUGGUGUUUUCAACAAACUUCCCAGAAAUGUACCCAAGGACAAAGAUUCGUAAUCCGGAUCAUUUAGAUUCAGACGCUUAGUCAUCAAUAUCGUACUGUCAGGUUUGAUAUUUCGUUAUAAAGUCAUUGAUAUGUUGCAUACUUCGCUGCCGCUUCCUCAUACCAGGCCUGGCAUAAUUGUCCAUUCUUUUCGUUCAUGUUCCGUCAUCUGUACGCUGCUUUGUAGUUGUGUUGGUCAGGAUAUGAAACUUGAGGUCUUCUUCAACGAGUGAACAUUUCAAUUGGCAAUCUAUGAUAUGCUUAAUUUCACCAUUUCGUUGCACGGUACAAGUCUGAAAGUUUUGCAUCCAGAUACAAUGACAUAAAGUUCGUUGCGGUUACAAGCAUGGACGGAGCCAAAGAAGGCUCACGAGUGGCAGAUACCCCACUCGAGUAAUUCGUUUGUUUGGUUGCAUACUACAAUUAUAUAAUCCAUAUAAGUUAACUUUGAAGAAGAUAUAUGUAUCAAAUAUCCAACAUACAUUCGUUCUACUUAUACUCUAUAUCAAAUGUUAUGUGAGCAAUAGUGCUCUUGUUCUAUCAUUCAAAUCGAAAAAAACUCUCUUCCACCUA
Malus domestica (apple) is the source of this 1441-nucleotide messenger RNA. Its product is annotated as reticulon-like protein B16. The record is from RefSeq and is a predicted model, not a curated record. NCBI's taxonomy places the organism in Eukaryota, Viridiplantae, Streptophyta, Magnoliopsida, Rosales, Rosaceae.